Messenger RNA from Arvicola amphibius (Eurasian water vole), 2209 nucleotides. Its product is annotated as rab-like protein 6. The record is from RefSeq and is a predicted model, not a curated record. Gene Ontology annotation, molecular function: GTP binding. Gene Ontology annotation, cellular component: cytosol; nucleus. NCBI's taxonomy places the organism in Eukaryota, Metazoa, Chordata, Mammalia, Rodentia, Cricetidae. The coding region runs from base 1 to 2037 and encodes 678 amino acids. The transcript is spliced from 2 exons.
AUGAGUGAGAAAGAAAGGGUCACUCCUGGGGCCAGUGAGCCAGGCAGGCGCCAGUCAGUCAGACAUGGAAAAAGCAGAAAAAUCACCAGCAUCCACUGGAACUACAAAACCACUGACGAUGUAGUGAAAGUUGAAGUCUGGGAUGUAGUUGACAAAGGAAAAUGUAAAAAACGAGGUGAUGGCCUGAAGACGGAGAAUGACCCCCAGGAGGCAGAGUCUGAAAUGGCUCUGGAUGCUGAGUUCCUGGACGUGUACAAGAACUGUAAUGGGGUGGUCAUGAUGUUUGACAUCACUAAGCAGUGGACCUUCAAUUAUGUUCUCCGGGAGCUACCCAAAGUGCCAACCCAUGUGCCGGUGUGCGUGUUGGGCAACUACCGUGACAUGGGCGAGCAUCGAGUCAUUCUGCCAGACGAUGUGCGUGACUUCAUUGACCACCUGGACAGACCUCCAGGUUCCUCCUAUUUCCGCUAUGCUGAGUCUUCCAUGAAGAACAGCUUUGGCCUGAAGUACCUGCAUAAGUUCUUCAACAUCCCAUUUUUGCAGUUACAGAGAGAGACGCUGCUGAGGCAGCUGGAGACAAACCAACUAGACAUUGAUGCCACUCUGGAGGAGCUGUCAGUGCAGCAGGAAACCGAGGACCAGAACUACAGCAUCUUCCUUGAAAUGAUGGAGGCUCGAAGUCGAGGCCAUGCAUCCCCUCUGGCAGCCAAUGGGCAGAGCCCAUCCUCAGGCUCCCAGUCGCCAGUUGUGCCUCCAAGUGCUGUAUCCACAGGGAGCUCCAGCCCCAGCACUCCCCAGCCUGCCCCCCAGCUGUCCCUCAGUGUCUCCUCCACCUGUCCCAAAGCACCAUCUCCUGUACCCCCUUUGGAGGCCACGCCCUCUGUACACCCUUCAGCCCCAGCUCCAGCCCAGCAUCGUAGUAUCAUCUCUCGGCUGUUUGGGACCUCGCCAGCUGCUGACGUGACCCCUUCACCUCCAGAGCCAGCUCCAGCUCUAGAGGUCCCAGCAAGAGUCCAGAACGUUGAGGAUUUUGUUCCUGAAGAUGGCCUUGACCGAAGCUUCCUAGAAGAUACAACCCUACCUAAAGACAAGAAUAAAAUUGGAGCCAAAGGCCCACAGCAGGAUAGUGACAGUGAUGAUGGGGAAGCCAUCGGAGGCAACCCAAUGGUGGCAGGUUUCCAGGAUGACGUGGACAUAGAAGAUCAGCCACAUAGCAAAUCCCUGCUGUCCUCAGACCCCGUCCCCAGUAAGAAUAUCAGUCUUUCCAGUGAGGAGGAAGCUGAAGGACCUGCAGGCCACCCCGGAGUGGCUCCUCAGCAAUGCUUAGAGCCUGAGACAAAAUGGUCCUCCACCAAGGCCUCACAUUCACAAAAGGGAGCUCCCACACGAGCCAUACCCUCAUGGUCAGAUGGUCUCACCACUGGCUCAGGGCCUGACCACGGCAGUACCAAGCCACCCACUGAUGGCACUCCUAGACCCCAGGAAGGGAAAGACAAGCAAGUGUCAUCAGAAAGUGAUCCUGAGGGUCCCAUUGCUGCCCAGAUGCUGUCCUUCGUCAUGGAUGACCCUGACUUUGAAAGUGAUGAAUCGGACACACAGAGGAGAGUGGGGGUAUUCCCAGUAAGAGAAGACCUUUCUGAUGUGACCGAUGAGGACACUGGAUCUGCCCAGCCACCCCCACCCUCCAAACCCCCAGUCUCUGCUUUCAGACUGCAGAAUGACUCAGAUCUCUUUGGUCUGGGCCUGGAGGAGACAGGACCUAAGGAAAGCAGUGGUGAAGAUAAAGACGGCAAACUUCCCUCUAAAGAGAAGAAGAAAAAGAAGAAGAAAGGCAAAGAGGAGGAAGAAAAGGCUACAAAAAAGAAAAGCAAACACAAGAAGAACAAGGAUAAGGAGGAAGGCAAGGAGGAUCGGAGGAAGAAGAGGAAGCCCCCUCGGAGCAAGGAACAGAAGGCUGCAGAUGAGCUGGAAGCCUUCCUGGGGGGCGGGGCUCCUGGCAGCCGCCACCCUGGAGGUGGGGACUAUGAGGAGCUCUAGGCUGCCAGAGGCAGUUGGUUUUCCUGGGAAGAGGGGAACUGAUAGUGACUGAUUUGGGGAGGCUGCUGCCUAUGCACCCACGUUCCCAGGACCACCCUGCCACCUAUGUCCCCCAGCCAUUGUGUCUGCCCUCAUUUGGUCUGGCCCACUCGACAUUGAUUUUUGUGCUGAA